Schistosoma spindalis is the source of this 2067-nucleotide messenger RNA. NCBI's taxonomy places the organism in Eukaryota, Metazoa, Platyhelminthes, Trematoda, Strigeidida, Schistosomatidae. The record is from the annotation of a GenBank genome assembly.
AUGACGUUUGAUUGGUUAAAACAUUGUAACUGUGGAUCAGUAGAUUUGAUUCAGCUCGCCAACAACGCUCUAUCCUUAAUCAACGUCGAGCCUUACAUUCAGAAUAUUCAUGAAAUUACUCCUGCUUUCGUCUUUGACUUAGCAGUUGUCUUAUUUGGUAGUGAUAUUUUGCCUCGUCAUGGUCGCACUGAGACUGAAUGUGUAGAAAACUUUGAGGCUAUUGUGUUCAAAUUAUCUGAAGAAAUCGGAGUGGACUUGGAUCACAUUGUACCAGAAGAUCUUAUGAUUGGAGAACCUAGAGCAUUAUCAGAUUUUCUUGUUCUGCUAACCGCAUUUAUUGCCUACUGUCAUGAAUCGAACCUUUUGGAACUCCAAAUAUCAGACAAUGAGUCUUCCUUUGGUUGUUCUGGCCGCUUGAUUACUAACUCAAAAGUAACUUCAAAGACAAAGGAAUUUCUAGAAUGCCAGUUGUCUACUUCUCCUGAAUUACCACGUCAUAGUGUGACUUGUACACCCAUGUUUUCUACAUCUUUCCACCAAUCUGAUCGGUCUAUUGAUCAAAGUACACCAGUGAAGCGGACUCCAGCAUCUUUCCAAACUAGAAACCCUUAUCCACCCGUUGACAAUGUCAAUUCAUUACUACAAAAAUCAAAUUUAUUUGCAGUCCAAUCGGAUAACGUGAAACCGAGUUAUCCUGUUGCUUCGUGUCUUUCUAAUUUCUUAGAGGUACAUACAGACACUUCACCUCCAGCAACACCAAAUGCAAUGAAUGGAUAUCUAGAAAUCGUCCAUUCUAAUUUAUCCGAUGCAGAUAUUCUACCUAGUUUAGAGAAUUCUUUGAAUAUGCAACAAUUUAUGCCUAGUUCUCCAGUUGAUGAAUUUAAGAAACUAAAAAAUUCCGGAUCUCAUUUAACACAUUCACCUAAUAAGGAAUAUUUUGGAAGUAGAAAUUCUAUUAUUUCUGCUGAAUCUACUAUGUUGGAUGAUCAGUCGUCAAUACAUGAACAUAAAGUGCAUCUUUCUACAUCUUCAAAUAAUAUCAAUAACAGAAGUGUCUCAUCCUCUGUUGAAAUAAUUCAUAAGUCAAUUAGUGAUAAACAUGAUAGUUCAAGUAGUGGUCGUGGUCGUAGUUUAACAGUUACACAAACAGUUCCCUUUCAAUCUAAUACAUCACCUCUUUCAAGUCUUCUUGAAUUACAUACUUUUCCAGAUUCACGUAAUACAACUCAUAAGUAUCCUAUAGAGCAUAAUAAUUCCUAUUUUUCUCAGAAAUCUUUAAACAAACAUUUAUCUAAUGAGAAAAUCAAUAAUAGUUAUGAUUCUAUUCAUACAAGUAGUAUAUUAGCUUGGAAUGAAGAGAAUAUUAAAUAUAAUAAGAAAAUAAAUAAAAAUGAAUUACAUGAUGGAUCAUUAGAUGAAUUAACAUCAAUUUUAUCAACCAGUUUGGUAUCUAAUAAGGAAAAAAAUUCAAUUGAAAUAUCUGAUCAUUGUCCAACUACUUCGGAUAUUUUCAAUGAAAUUAAUGACUUUGCUUGUAUACUUGAAAAACGACUAAAUUAUUUAAGAUCUGUUUAUUUUCGGGCACAUUCGGAAGCUGAAGCAUUGGCUGGUUUAGUUCAAUUGGUCACAUCGAAAAGUUUAAAUAUUAUUGAACCUAUGAACAACAGUCAAGUAAAUGACAACAACAAUAAUAGUAUAUUGAAAAAUAAUCCACUUAAUGUACAUGUGAACCAUUUGCAUUUAGAGUCUUUAUUAGUUAAAGCAAUUGAUCGUAUUGACCAACUGUUGGAAAAAUACAUUACUCCUUGUUCAGAAGUAAUUCAAAAUACUCGUAUCAAUUGUAUGGAUUCUGAAAUAUGUUUACAUCCUAAAUCAAAAAACGUUGACAACUUUUCGACAAAUAAAACCUACUUUCAUUCAAAGAAUUCUAUUUCAUCUAAGUUCAGUUCAUUGUAUGAUGAUAGCUUUUCGGAUGUAGAGUUGAAAAAGUUAUUGGAUCUCAAACAUGAAUACAUGAUGAAAGCCUUCCAAUUAUGCUUAGAUCAACUUCGUUUAUUGAAUGAAUAA